AGAAUCUCAUGCAGGAUACAGAACUCUUUAUUUACUUUCCUAAAGAUAGAACAUGAAUAGGAAGCACAUCAACAAAGACUGGCUUCCCAUCUGCCCUCGAGAUAGUCGAUUCCAACCCAGAGAUCAAGUUUAUAAGAGCUGAAAUAGCCCCCCGUGUAGAUGUGCUCUUCCCAUCAAUUAAAAUACUAUUUCACAUCCAUCUUUCACUGCCAUCUCUACGUUCAUCCAAAUACUGCUCCUUGGCGGGAUCCAUUAAAGUGCACCACUGCUAUUGAUUCUAUUCUUCUUCUAUUGAUAUAUAAUGGCUAGGGUACGAAAGGCCAAACGCACCAAUCACCCAUUGGGCCAGUAUGGCAUUACCUACCGCCCCGCCACAGUCCGGAAAAUGCACCAGAGCACGCGGCUUCUAGCUGGCUGUCUCGGUCUAGACGAUGGGCAGCAGGUGUUCGAUCUCCUAUAUAAGGAUCCCGCGACCAAGCCGCUCCUGGAGGAAUGGUGCGAACAUCGCCGCAAUCAUUACGGGACGAGCCUCUCCGUGGCCAAGUUGACCAUCCAAGCGCCCGUCCUCCUGGCACUUGCGCAAGACCCCAAAGCCGAGCCCAUCAUCACCAGUGAUAUCCGUCCAGAGCUUGGGGAGAGGGAGGGGCGCGAGAGUAUCACUGCAGACUGGCUUGCUCCCUUGACAUGUCUCUGGUAUCUGGGGCGGAUUAUUGCGGGCAAACCGCAACUGUUCCCGAGUAGUGUGUGCCCGUCCAUGUCAGGGCGUCAGGGUUUCACACUGGAAUCACACCUCAACCCGUACGAUGUCCUCCAUGGGUGGAAGCUUUUGACCUGGGCGACGCGUCAGAGUAGGCUUCCAGAGCCAGGAAAAAAAUGGUGCUGGCACCGCCCUGCAAUUCAACCUUCAAGGUAUGUGCGUCGAGAGAAAGCUCUGGAUGGGUAGAUGAGUAGAUAGGUAAUCAUUGGACAGGGUGGGGUGGAAGUAUGGUGAUGAGGGUCAUUUGCGUUCUUGUUUAUAUUAGUGUUUCCUAGUAGAUAGUAAGAUAGAGUAUAUAAAUGAUCAAUCAAUC
Messenger RNA from Aspergillus wentii DTO 134E9, 1070 nucleotides. RefSeq lists its product as uncharacterized. The record is from RefSeq and is a predicted model, not a curated record. The transcript has 2 exons. NCBI's taxonomy places the organism in Eukaryota, Fungi, Ascomycota, Eurotiomycetes, Eurotiales, Aspergillaceae. The coding region runs from base 302 to 943 and encodes 213 amino acids.